Molecule: messenger RNA, 553 nt
Organism: Bradysia coprophila
Lineage: Eukaryota; Metazoa; Arthropoda; Insecta; Diptera; Sciaridae
Product: flexible cuticle protein 12-like
Cellular component (GO): chitin-based extracellular matrix
Molecular function (GO): structural constituent of chitin-based larval cuticle
Source: RefSeq, a predicted model, not a curated record
AUGCUGUGUAUACAUACAUCUCGGAAAAAAGUGAAUAUAAAACGAGCAAAUCUAUGAGCCACAGUACUAGUCGCAAUAAACAAUUUCGAUCGAUCCCAUUUCGUUUGAUCAAAACGCUUUCGGUAAUACAAGACCAGUGUUUUAUCCACAAUUUAAAAAACAGAAAGGAAAAUGAAAUCCGUAAUUGUAUUUGGUGCUUUGGUUAUGUGUGUCUUGGCUGCGCCACUAGACGAUUCGAAAAACGCCCAAGUGUUGCGAUACGAGAACGAUAACAUUGGAAUUGAUGGAUACAAAUUCGCUUAUGAAACGAGCGAUGGUGUAGCCCGACAAGAAGAAGCAGAAUUGAAAAAUGUUGGUACCGAUCAUGCUGCUCUGGCCGUUCGUGGAACAAUUUCUUGGGUCGCUGCCGAUGGACAGCAAUAUUCUUUGAACUACGUUGCCGAUGAGAACGGUUAUCGACCGGAAGGUGCACAUUUGCCGAAAGCAUAAUUUUUUUUUGUAGUGAAACGGAUAUUUUGUUUUAAAUAAAAUUUCUGUGAUUGUUCGAUGAAAA